Messenger RNA from Mangifera indica (mango), 342 nucleotides. Its product is annotated as calcium-binding protein KRP1-like. The transcript has a single exon. Lineage: Eukaryota; Viridiplantae; Streptophyta; Magnoliopsida; Sapindales; Anacardiaceae. Gene Ontology annotation, molecular function: calcium ion binding. Bases 1 to 342 code for a protein of 113 amino acids. The record is from RefSeq and is a predicted model, not a curated record.
AUGGCUUUUUUAUUAGAUGAAUCGGCGGAUUUCGAGGACUUCUUUCCGUCGAUGAUAACGAGACUGGGAGCAGAAGGGUUUAUCUGCGAGCUGUGCAACGGGUUUCGUUUGUUGAUGGAUUGCGAGAAGGGGUUGAUUACGUUCGAGAGCUUGAAGAGAAACAGCUUUCUUCUGGGCUUGCACGACAUGAUGGAUGAUGAGAUUGUGUGCAUGUUAAGCGAAGGUGAUCUUGACGGAGAUGGAGCUCUUAAUCAAAUGGAGUUUUGUAUUCUGAUGGUUAGGUUAAGUCCAGGAUUACUGGAUGGUCCAUCUCAGUGGAUGAUGGAAGAUUUGUAUGUGUAA